AUGCAAAAGAAGCUAGAUGAACCCCUAUUGAAGAUAAAACAAGACGUUUCCACACGCUGGAACUCCACGUAUGAUAUGUUCGAAAGGGUGUUAAAAAUUAAAAACAGUGUUAUGUCCACAAUUGCUAUCGAUUAUCCCGAUACUAUAAAUAUGACUUCUGAAGACAUUGAGGUUUUGGAUUCGGCAAUAGAAAUUCUUUCAUUUUUCAAAGAUGUAACUGAGGAGAUGAGUUCAGAAAAGAAUGUUACAAUAUCAGAGGUUAUACUUAUAUCAAACGCCCUCAAAAAGAAAUGCCAAAAAUUUUUAUCUACGCCACAUCCGGACUGUGUUUUACGAAUGACCCAAGUGCUUUUAAAUGAAAUUAGCACAAGGUUUUCGUGCAUUGAGGAGAAUAAUAUUUUUGCUGAAAGCACUAUAUUAGAUCCAAGAUUCAAAAAAUAUGUGUUUGAGAAUGAGUACGCUUACAGUAAAGCAUGUACAAAUAUCAAAGCCAUGGCCGGGCGAAUUCAAAUACAAAGCACAUGUACAUCAGAGCCGCCAUCUUCGUCGCCAUCCCGUAAGCGUAAACAUAGCAUAUGGAAUGAGUUUGAUGAGCAAGUGUGA
Parnassius mnemosyne (clouded apollo) is the source of this 603-nucleotide messenger RNA. The record is from the annotation of a GenBank genome assembly. Lineage: Eukaryota; Metazoa; Arthropoda; Insecta; Lepidoptera; Papilionidae.